Messenger RNA from Strongylus vulgaris, 243 nucleotides. Lineage: Eukaryota; Metazoa; Nematoda; Chromadorea; Rhabditida; Strongylidae. The record is from the annotation of a GenBank genome assembly.
CUGAAUAGUUGUCCUUUAGAUGCCACAGACUGUGAAAAGAAGUUGAGGAACGCUCUGUGCGGUGUAAGCCCAAAAACUGGGAAACCAUACAACAAAGUUCUCAUUGUUGUUGAGGGUAUCUACAGUAUGGAAGGCACAAUUGUGAAUCUACCGGAAUUCAUAAGGAUAAAGAAGAAGUACAAAGCAUACCUUUUCUUGGAUGAGGCACAUAGCGCGCUCUUGGACCAACUGGCAAGGGAGUAG